Molecule: messenger RNA, 817 nt
Organism: Brassica napus (rape)
Lineage: Eukaryota; Viridiplantae; Streptophyta; Magnoliopsida; Brassicales; Brassicaceae
Product: cyclin-dependent protein kinase inhibitor SMR11
Exons: 2
Coding region: 57-608 (183 amino acids)
Source: RefSeq, a predicted model, not a curated record
GGCAACUACAAUGAGUUGCGAGAAGUCCAAAGACUCCUGAAGACCCCACAAAAAAUAUGAAACAGGUGUUAAAGGAGAGACGUCAGAUCUAUAAUAUUAAAACAAAAUUGGUCCCAUUUCUAAAUAUCGAACGGUAUAUAUUCAUCUCUUUCUCUCAUCUCAAUUUGCAUAAUAUAAAUGCAAAAAAAUCCCUAAAAAUGGCGCAAACAAAAAACCUACUCAGCCAUUCUCAGACUCUCUCUCUCUCUCUCACAGAUCUCGUGAAUCCAAUGGACCAAGAAGGAGAUCCAUGUGCUCUGGAGAAGGCUUCUUUAGAGCCUAAAGCUCCAACCGCUGCUGACCCAGAUUCGGUUUCUCCAUUUGAUUCAGACCCUUCUCUGUCUGAAGAAGAAGACCUGCUAACCGAUGAAGAAAUCAUCGAGUCUGUCUAUCAGAGUCUCUUGUUAAUCAUUCUCUCAGCUGAGAUUUGGUGUUUUGAUUAUUGCAAGACACCUCCUCCUUCGCGGGUUGCAGAAACUGUUCCGGAUACUUGUCCCGGAGCUCCAAUGAAGCUCGCUAAGAUAUCAAGGUCCAUCGAUUCUGGAGGACUGAGAAGGAAACUCUUCUGAAUCUGACUGAUGAUGGAUUGAUGUUGUGACAUAAUGUUAGCUUAGCUGUAAGAGCUUUUAGGGAUUGUAAUUUAACUCUUUUUAGCUUCUUGCUUUUGCUUAUGUUUGUACAGUCUUCUUAGGCUUUUAUGAGGACUUGCUAGCUAACCUUGUUGUUGGAGACAUUCAGUUCUAUCUUUAAGAAAGAAAAAAAUCAAAACUUUCUCUUC